CGCGGGAUUCGGCGCCAGCAGCGCAGUCUGGCGUCAUCGGGGGGUAUGACACCGACACCGUCAAACCGACACACGGCUCGUCCCGUCCCGAAUGGCGACGAUUUUCGACCAAAUACGUGGAAAGCAGUGCCCCGCAAGCCACUUUUUCGCGCACUUUUCGCAAAAAUCCCGGUGCAUUUGGGUUUUGUCUCGCUGUGAUCAGGUUGUCCUGAGAUGAGCCAUGUUCUCGAAGUUCAUGCCGUUCAAGUCGAAAAGCAUGUCCAUGGAAACGGGGAACGACCGAGCGAUUAAGCCCCUGAUAUGUGUGGCCUUACUGAUCGUUUUUCUGGCUGGCUGUAUUCUCGGUCGCUCUGAGGACCCUCGGGAUGAAGACGAUCCGUACAAUCGGCUCAAAAAUCAUCAUGACCCAAAGACCUUCGGCGAUAUUUUGUACGAGUACAUUCGUGACAUAGUGAAAGUUCCUGUAAUUGCAACGGUUUUCUUCUGCUGGGUAUGCGGUUCGUUUGCCGACGAACAUGGGAGGGUUGGAGCGAUGCAGCUGUUUUUCAUGUUGUCAGGAAUCGGAUUCGGGUUCCUUGUCUACGCCCAAGAGUAUGAAUUCUCCAUCCUCGGCACCUUCAUUCUCGGUGCAGCUCUCGGUUGCAGCAUCCCUGCCCCGAUCUACAUCGCGGAGCUGUGCCCGGUGGCGUACCGGAGCUUCUUCCUGGGUCUGGUCCCUGUGGCCCUGUCCCUGGGGAUGUUCACCGUGGACGUGAUCGAGCUGCGUGGAGCCGAGGACACGGCCUGGAAGAGCCUCUGCUGCUUCUCCGGCAUCGGGUUCUUGCUCAGUCUCUUCCUCCACGAGGCUCCCGAGUGGCUGGUCAUGCGCAACAGACCCGACGCGGCCAUCGAGAGCCUCAAGUGGCUCAAGGAGACCUCCGUAGACGUGGACGUCGACCUCCGCAAACUCCAGGAGACCUCCAUGGCUGCCAACCACCGCUCCGACACCACCCUUGAGAUGCUCACCGAUAAAAGGGUCUGGAAACCCUUCGCUAUGCUUCUCGGUCUGGCGUUGUUCCAACACCUGUGCGGGUUCUACAUCCUGAUCUUCUACGCGCCGUACCUGGUGAACCAGUACCGGACCAACAUCUACUGGUUCAGCUCGUACACCGGGACGGACUUCCUGCUGCUGGUGGCCACGUCGGCGGCCCUCGUGUUCCACGCCAACCUCCCUCGGAGGACCGUGGCCGGCCUCUCUGGGAUCGGCUCUUCUGCGGCUCUCCUAGGUCUCUUCCUCCACGCCCACCUCUUCGUCGCCCCGCAAGACCUCCUCGACCCCACGCCCGAUAAGGACAUGCUGGUCCCGGUCUUCUUCUUCACCUUGUACAUCUUCUCCGCCGUCAUGGGGAUCUACACUCUACCCUGGAUCCUCAUGUUCGAGGUCUUCCCGUUGCGUCAUCGGGGUAUACUCUGCGGCCUAAGCUUCAGCACCCUCUAUCUGGGACUCUUCGCGUUCGAGAGCCGGCUCAACAACUACCUGUUGACAGGCAUGGACCUCCAGAGCCUCCUGUGCUUCUUCGGGACCUGCGCGCUAGGAUUCGCGCUUUUCGCCCGCUCCUGCCUCGUCGAGACGCACAAGAAAACCUUCGAGGAGAUCGAGAGAGGCUUCACCAAGGAAAGGAUCUUCCUCCCAAUCGAUGAGAAAAUGUAGACCUAACCUAACCUAACCUAACGGAUAUAGACGAAGCGUCACGACAUACUCGAUCUCACCUUAAAAAUCUGGAAUCGUCGGCCACAGAAAAUAUCACGGUAAAAAUGUGUCGUUCAGUUUGAAAAUAUUUUUUUUUUUUGUAGAAAUAAAAAUACUAGGUUUUAAUUUUAGAAUUAGUAAUGUUUGAUAUAUUUCUGUCAAUUUUUUUUAACACCCGUGUGUUGACUGGAUUUUCAACGAGGAAUCGGAAUGCGUAAAAGUACCUUUCUAAGUGGGCAUGGAAAAUAAGAGAUGAGUUAUGGGAGGGGGGGGGGAGUGUCAAUCUUUCUUGGUGAAAUUUUGUCUUAACAAACGCUCCCGAUUAUUCCUGUGCUUCACGAUUCGUUGUAUUUUCCACUCUCUUCAUAAGAGAUUGCCUUCAAUUGAGGAGCUUUCCGGAAAAAGGGCACAUAACAAAAAUUGCGUUUGAGAGAAAUGCAUUUGAAGUUUUGAUCAUUACUCUAUGGCCACUGACGGUGACUUUCGUUCAAAAUCGGGAGUCCAAGCUGCGAUGAAAGGUACCAUCAGUGGCCAGAAUUUAAUAAUGGAAACUUGAUAUGCAUUUUUCUCAAACCCUAUUUAUUGCUAUGUGCCCUUUUCCCGGAAAGCUCCUCAAUUGCCUUUUCUUUUUUGCCCAGGUUUUUUAACACUAUCCACUAGGAUAUCGCAGUAAAUCCGUUUCCUGGAACUAGUAGAAACACAUAUUUACAGUAUUUUUAGUCGAUGCAAUCACAUUCUGCAGAAAGGAAUCUUGUCUUUCUUAUAUAUUUUUAAAAUUCUUGUUAAUGCGAGAAAGUACCUAUUUGUUUUUAUACUUUUUUAUUAUUUUAGUUUUUGAAACUGCUGAUUUAUUCAUAGUGCCUAUUUUAGUCACCUACGAAGCUAAUUUAAGUACAGCUAUUGUGUGUUUGACAGAAUUUAAGUACAACUGUUGUGUGUUUGAAAGAAAAUGAUAUAAAACACGAAUAAAUAACGAAAUUUCACCUUUUGUUUCGCUUUUACCGGAA
Molecule: messenger RNA, 2736 nt
Organism: Bemisia tabaci
Lineage: Eukaryota; Metazoa; Arthropoda; Insecta; Hemiptera; Aleyrodidae
Product: putative metabolite transport protein YwtG
Biological process (GO): transmembrane transport
Cellular component (GO): membrane
Molecular function (GO): transmembrane transporter activity
Source: RefSeq, a predicted model, not a curated record